GUCUUCAAGCUAUUGUGAAUGGGUAUAAAAUGAGUUUGUGAUGUCUCUUGAAACUCCUUUUCAACAUUCGUUGUUGUUCGUAACGGGAUUUUAAAUUUCGAACAGCUGCAAGAACCGAGUGCCAGUAGGGGAACCCUAAAUAUAGCAUUAGGAGGCAAGCUAGCUAGCUACUGCUACGGACAGAAGUUACAAGAGACGGGGCUACAUGCAGAACGGUCACCGGUCGAGUAACGUUAAGCAGCAAAUCAACAGCGACCAUCCAACCGAAUGGGACAAAGUGAAAAUACGCUAAAAAUCAGUGCCUUUAAUUGUUUUCUGUGAUUUCUCAUAUCUGUCCAAGGACACUAAACGAUAUAUCUCAUAAGCAUGCGGUUACAACACCAUAUUGUUUCAAACACAAUCGUAGGCUGUGUAUGAAGUUUUUUUACGUUGGUGAUAUCACGUGAAGAUAUUCAUCUUGCGGAUAAGAAGAACAAGUGCAAUAACCUGGAAAGUACAAUUUUUAUAUAUUUUUUCAGAGGGAAGUAGCCAUUUAUUAAUAUACAAGUCUUUUUGCCGUCCAAGUGUUUUUCUUUUCGGACUGCUGACUUUUUGUUAGGUUAUACGUACUUAUUUAUGAACAUCUGGCAGUCAUAUUUAUUUUAACAGCAGACAAAAGUGUGUGAUAAUUCAUUAAGACGGUGAGAGAAGCAGUUUACUGAUAUAUUAGUACUGUGUUGACUUUUAUACGUAAAUACUGACUCCAAACAUUUAUUCUGCUAUACAGUUUAUUAAAAUCUCGAACAGAGUCUAGGUGUGUAGAAUUUCUAACCCAAUCUGUACAAGGAGAUCGACCGUGAAUUUGUUGAACAGCGAAGACGCGGUUAGAUCAGGGGUGUUGAAAAUAGACACUUGAACAAGAAACAGAAGUGCCGAUUUCAGCAAAAUAUAAAGAAAUUAUAUUCGGAUCUAAAAUUACUGUGAUAAAGAACAAACUUAUAAAAUACAGGAGUUACGCGAUAAUAAGUUUAUUUUGCCGCUCGAGACGUCUACGUGUAAUUGACGGUAUUUACAGUUCGUAGCCGAAACCUAACCUCACUCCAAUAUGCUAAUGCCUGGGGCAGCCGAUGCGGCAGCUGUUCUUGGGGGAGCCGAUGGAUUGGUGACUGGACUGGGGGUUGGAGGGCUCGGUGGGCUGGGUGCAGCAGCCGCAGGAGCUGCCAGUGGAGUGCAACAAAAAGACACCACGUGGACUAAAUUAUUUGUCGGAGGCCUACCAUAUCACACAACUGACAAAUCAUUGAGAGAGCACUUCGCUAUGUUUGGAGACAUCGAGGAAGCCGUGGUUAUUACCGACAGGCAGACUGGCAAAAGCAGAGGAUAUGGAUUUGUGAUAAUGGCAGAUCGUCCCGCGGCUGAGAGGGCGUGUAAGGAACCAAACCCAAUCAUUGAUGGCCGAAAAGCAAACGUGAACCUGGCGAUCCUAGGAGCUAAACCACGCGGAAACAUACAGCCAGGCUUCCCGUUUCCCGGAAUCCGGACUGGAUACCCUGCAGUUUUACCCAGCCAGUACGGAAAAGCCCUGGGCUGAUCAGGGAGAGAGACAGACACACAGGCCAUCGUCAUGACAAUUAUGGACCAAUCAGAGCCCAACAAAUGGAUCACCUGUAAAACAU
Molecule: messenger RNA, 1655 nt
Organism: Zootermopsis nevadensis
Lineage: Eukaryota; Metazoa; Arthropoda; Insecta; Blattodea; Termopsidae
Source: RefSeq, a predicted model, not a curated record